AUGGAAGGUGGCAAAAAGAGGACAAAGAAGAUUCUCUGGCGUCAAAGGUUCAAGCAGGUGCCUGGGCCUAGUAGACCUGCUGGUGGGGUAUCAGCCGAGGAAUCGGCAAGGCCUUUGCGGAGGCCAAGUGAAUGGACCUGGAGCCUCUUUGUCAUGACUGUGCCAGGGUCAGGUGAGAUGAUCAGGCUGCUUGAGAUGCCCCGGGCUGCUGGGGCGGGGGGCGCCAAGAUGCUUGCCUCCGCGAUCCCAACGGCAUUCGCAGGGGGCGGCACAACGGGAGGCGGUACUGCGGUGCAAAUGCCGCCCGUGAUGCCCCUGCCACCGCCACCCUCGGCAGCUGCUGCACAGUGGGCUCAACAUGCUUACACUGCCAGCACGCAGGCAGCAGCAGCCAAAGCUGCAGCAGCCAAGGCAGCCGAGGUGGCAGCGGCACAGGCCGCAGCGGCCCAGGCUGCGGCCACUCAGGCGCAGGUAGCGCAGGUCAGCGCGCAACAAGCGGCGGCCGCGCAGGUGGCACAGUCCCUGGGCUACAACGUGGCUCCUGUCGGUGUUCCCACAGCAGCUGCAUACGGGGAUCUGCCGUCUGCAGCACCGCCAUAUGGCCUUAGCUCUCCGAACCCCAUGCCGACAACCCUAUCUUCAGUGCACCCGCUGUGGAUCUUGCCGGCUGCUCUGGCAGCAUCUUGCUUCGAAGGAGCACGACCUGGGUCAAAACCAUCGCCGGGCGAGUUCCUGCCAUCUGUUCCGGCGGACUUCAUCGAAAGCUCAAAGAUUUGCUUUCGGCAAGAGCAGCUCUCGAGCUCGGACGAGACGGACAGUGGAAUGUGA
This is a messenger RNA of Symbiodinium sp. CCMP2592, 828 nucleotides long. The record is from the annotation of a GenBank genome assembly. Lineage: Eukaryota; Dinophyceae; Suessiales; Symbiodiniaceae.